AUGACCCCCCCCCUCCUCAACCUAUCUUCAAAGGAAGCAGGUCGUAGUUAUCUCAGUGAACUCCAUUCAAUUGACAUCAAAGCAUUGCUCACACUUUCUCUUUUUCUUCCUUUCUUUCUUUUCUCUUUUUUAUUGACCCUUCUUUCUUUCUCUCUUUCUUUCUUUCUUUCUUUCUUUCUUUUUCUUUCAUUAAUUCUUUUCUCUUUUUUUGUUUACCGUUCUUCCUUUCUUUCUUUCUUUCUUUCUUUCUUUCUUUUUUCUUUCUUUUCUUUUUUCAUUUACCGUUCUUUCUUUCUCUUUUCUCUUUCUUUCUUUCUUUUCUCUUUUCUGUUUACCUUUUUUCUUUGCUUCUUUUUCUUUCUUUCUUUAUUUCAUUUUACCGUCCUUUUUUCUUUCUUUCUUUCUCUCUCUCAUUUUCUUUAUAACUUUCUUUCUUUCUUUCUCUUUUUCUUUCUGUCUUUUUCUUUCUUUCAUUCUUUCUUUUCUCUUUUUUGUUUACCGUUCUUCCUUCCAUUCUUUCUCUUUCUUUCUUUUCUCUUUUUUGUUUACCUUUCUUUCUUUCUUUCUUUCUUUCUUUCUUUCUUUCUUUCUUUCUUUCUUUCUGUCUAUCUAACUUCCGUUCAUAUCUAUCUAUCUAUCUAUCUAAGUCCGUUCAUAUCUAUCUAUCUAUCUAUCUAUCUAUCUAUCUAUCUAAUUCUGUUCAUAUCUGUCUAUUCCAGUCUGUCCAUAUCUAUCUAUCUAUCUAUCUAUCUAUCUAUCUACCUAUCUGUGUUCAGAUUCAUUUGUAUUUGUCCAACAGCCACAUAG
This is a messenger RNA of Acanthosepion pharaonis, 807 nucleotides long. The record is from the annotation of a GenBank genome assembly. Lineage: Eukaryota; Metazoa; Mollusca; Cephalopoda; Sepiida; Sepiidae.